AUGCGAGAGCCUUCUGAAAAGUCAAAGAAGGCCAAGAAGGCUAAAUUAGGAGAAACCUCUAGGUCAAGACCUCCAGUCCCUCUGACUGAUUCUCCAAGUAAGUCUCUGCCUCCUUGUCGCUCUAUAAAUUUAAAACAAAUUGCUUCUUCUCUUCCCCAAACCACUCCCAUCUACACCCAAUUUGAAACCCCACCCUCUACCACUAAACCCUCUAACCCACCAUCUCAAAAAUUCAAUCUCUCCACCACUACCUUACCUGUUUCUAUAGCAGAAAUGCUAAAUGAAACCACCUCACCUUCAUCCUCUACACCUUCCUCUCUACCAUACUAUGUUCUCUCCUCAGACUUAGAACCCUCUGACCCCCAAUCCCCCACACUAGCCCAACUUCAGGCACAUGCUCUUGCCUCACAACAACAACCACAACCUGAACCAGAAGCCAUCACUCCACCUCCUGGACAACAAAAUCCACCACAAUCUGAACAACCACCAACACCACCUCCUGCACAACCAGCAACUCCACCUUCUGAACAACAACCAAGUCCACCACCUAAACAAAUAACAACACCUGAACAAACAUCACUACCACCCUAUGAUAUUCCCACCAUACCAACCUUUGAGGACAUUAUCAUCCCUACUCCUUAA
This is a messenger RNA of Lathyrus oleraceus (garden pea), 642 nucleotides long. Its product is annotated as proline-rich receptor-like protein kinase PERK9. The transcript has a single exon. The coding region runs from base 1 to 642 and encodes 213 amino acids. Lineage: Eukaryota; Viridiplantae; Streptophyta; Magnoliopsida; Fabales; Fabaceae. The record is from RefSeq and is a predicted model, not a curated record.